Esox lucius (northern pike) is the source of this 3526-nucleotide messenger RNA. RefSeq names its product MAX dimerization protein 3 (gene mxd3). Lineage: Eukaryota; Metazoa; Chordata; Actinopteri; Esociformes; Esocidae. The transcript is spliced from 6 exons. Bases 111 to 764 code for a protein of 217 amino acids. Gene Ontology annotation, biological process: regulation of transcription by RNA polymerase II. The record is from RefSeq and is a predicted model, not a curated record. Gene Ontology annotation, molecular function: protein dimerization activity; DNA-binding transcription factor activity, RNA polymerase II-specific; RNA polymerase II cis-regulatory region sequence-specific DNA binding.
GCUGAUUACUUCUUGGUGUAGUGCAGUCGAAGCGCGUAGUCUUGCAGCAUUCUGUGUUUGCGAUCACAUUGUUUGGGUAUAUUUAGUUACCUCUUUUACAGCUAUUUACAAUGGACACGAACCCUUGCAAUAUUGAGGUACUUCUGCAAGCUGCAGAAUUCCUGGAGCGAAGAGAACGAGAAGCAGAGCACGGCUAUGCAUCAGUGUUGCCCAUCUCCAGUCAAGGAGAUUGUGAUAAGAAGAUAAAGCAGAAGAACAAGAAGCUGCUGGCUUCUGGUAGUAACAGAUCUGUCCACAAUGAGCUGGAGAAGCACAGACGGGCUCAGUUGAGGCACAACCUGGAACAGCUAAAGCAGCAGGUCCCUUUAUCAUCUGACUCCAUGAGGAACACCACCCUCAACCUACUAAGACGGGCCCAGUCACAUAUCAAGAAGCUGCAGGAGCAGGAUGAGAGAGCAGAGCAGUUGAAGGGCCGUCUGCGCUGGGAGCAGAAGGAGCUGAGGGUCAGGCUGGAGAACCUACAGGGCCGUGGCGCUCUGGUUGGGCCGGGGGGAAAUGCCAGUGUCUCGGAAAGAAUGAGGAACGACAGCCUGGGGUCAGCAGCCAUGUCCUCCUCCGAGAGGUCAGACUCAGACAGAGAGGACGUGGAGGUGGACGUGGAGAGUAUAGUGUUCGAUUGUCUGGACUGUGAAGGACUGGGGAUGAUGCCCCAUGCAGGCACAGAUCACUGUUACUCCAGCAGCCCUGACCGGACCUGGCUAUGACCCACUACUGCUGGAAAACACACAGCCCUGGAAGGACACACCACUGUCUUACUUCAGCUAGCGCAGCUAUUCCGCCUACACAGCCGAUUCAGGGACGAGCGCCAGGCGACGCCACAUGAAGCAAGACAAUGGGCACACACAGGAGGAAGAACAUUCCAAAAAAAGGACAAAAAAAAAGGACAAAAGAGGAGGAGUAACAACAGCACAACAACAAAUCAGCAACAACACAACAACAUUACUGUGCAGGAACAGGCCUACAAACAUCUGCAACAAAGUCAUCACUUUAUUGUCUAACGUGUUCUCAUUCUGCUCUAAUUAGGAGCUGAAUGUAUUUUUAAAAUGAUAUUUUGCAAAAAAUAUGAGCACAUUUUUGUCAGUCAAACAUCUGACUGAAGAACAGUCUAGCUACCAUAAAAGCAUUUUUUUUUUUUUUUUUUUUACUUCAAAUGAGAUAUUGUCUUACUUCAGAGUAUUCAUGACCUCCAAAGGAAACAGUAUUUCAACACAGAACUAUAGGUGCUCAAUCAAUAGGUGCUCAAUUAAACUGCAGUCACUUGUCAUCGAUUUAUCAUUAACUUGAAAUUGAACCAGGUAGGGUGUGUUUAGUUUGAUUCAGAAGUUGCGUGACGGUUUGUACGGAAAUGGUUCAAAAACCGUACCGUUUCUGGUAAAUUAAGCACUGCACGCCGUUCUGCUCAACUGAACACACCCCAGGAAAAAAAAUUCAACCCUAAUAUAUGGGUUGACUAGGUGCUCAAGAAAACUAGUCAGUGUUCACCAGCAUUAUAAAGACACCAGUUAACAGUCACACAUGGUUGAUUUACUGUUAAUCAGAUGUCUCUCUUCACAUACCACCAGAAAUGUACACAUUUACACAAGUGUAAAUGUCAACAUCAAGUGAAGAAAUACUGCAGAAAGUCCUCUUUAUGUAUUAUGUAGACAUCAGACCAGGCCAGGACAAGCUUUAAAGUAUGGUGUUUGACUUUUGGCACCAAUGGGAUUAUGGCAAGGUAAGUAAGGAUUAAACUAGGGUCGCUAUGGUAUUGUUAAAUACAUGUUCGCUAUUUUGUUAUUUUCAUUGGCUCACUUGCCUCACUUUAAAAAAUUGAUAGAAUCUGUUAAACAGUUGAUUUUGUUUGUCGAAAAGGUGUUUACAGUGGGUUUUCAAAAGGACUUCUUGGUAGUAUGUAAUCACUAUAAUGAAAAAUCCCGCCUUAAAAACUUCUGCCUUUCCCCUCAGCUAAUCAUCUUAACUUCAGGUAUUUUAUAAUGUAUUUCAUGAUGUACAGCAGGCACUUAGUUUCUUAUCUAUUAUUAAUGUAACUGAAAAUCUUUCCUUUUAUUCUUAUUUAAACUUUUUUGUUGUUGCACAAACCCCUCCACACGGCACUUCUAUGUUCUAAAUGGAACCCUCUUCACUGUAUGGGGCCUACCUUUGACCCGGACCGACAACACUCCGGACAACAGUUGUGUCCUAUAAGGUUUAGGAUUCCAUUUAGAAUGCACUCCUUAUAUCUGAAAAGGGUUGUGGGUAAUAUCACUGAAUAGUUAUUUUAGUGAACUGGGGUGAGCAUUUUUUCCAUUAAGCUCAUUGUUUUUCCAUUGUCUACCAAUGUACAGUACUAAAGAUUAUCUUGUUUUAUGAAACUCACCCCUGACUUUAACACAUUAUUGCGGAUCCCUGGACACAAUUUAGGAUUAUUUUAAUUUUGCACUAAAAAUAAUAUUAAUUCAGAUUUCACUUUGAGCUGUCUCGAUAGUCCGAGAGUAGAUUCAGUAUGAUUGCAUGUUACAGGCGUUGCAAUUUUUAAAAGGCACUUUUCUGUUUCUUGUCUGUUAGCUUAAUCAGAAACCACUUUGAACUGAAAGCUGCAGUGCUUGCAUCCUGCACUGUGAUUGAAUCCCUAUUCCUAAAUCUGUCCUAAAUCUGUGGUAAAGUACCCAAUUCAGUUUGCAUAUUUUUUGCUUGGACAUUUGUACCAGACUUUUAAAUUGUGCUCUUGAUUACUUUUCUCAACCAUUUCACUAGAUGCAACAAUUUAACACAGAAAUGGUUAAAUAUAGGAAAUGCAGUAAUCUUCUGUAAACAUUGACAAUGACUAGUAUGAACUUGAAUACCUUCAAACUUGAUUUAAUGCAUUUAAUAUGCAAAUUGAAUAUUGAAUAUGCAUUACUUGAUAGGCUAGACCAUGAUCAUGCAUGCAACAGAAGCCACCGGGUUCUGAAAGUUUUCUAUGUUUGUGCAAAAACAAUUAUUUUAAUAUGCAAUACAGCACUUGCAAUUUACAUGUAUGCAGCUGUAGCCUCGGAUGCACGGCAGGCUUAGUCAAUGUCACGAGAUUUGGAGGCGUGGCGUUACGAAAAUAAUGCAACUAGCUUAAUAAUACCAAUAUUGUAAAGUUACUGUGCAUUUGAUCCUCUGGGCCCAGUUUUUCAAGAUAUAUAGCCAGUUUUCAACAAUUGAAUUGGACACAAUUGAGUAGAAUAGUCCCCAUUGAAGUCAAUGAUUAAUCUUUUAAAUUAUUUGCAGGCAUUUAAUCCUACCCAAUCCAGGUAGAUAGCUGUACACAACUGGGCCCUGAGGUGCAACACAUUCUUCAGGAUGUGAACACCUGUCAAUGAUGCCUUAUGACCUUGUAAUGUCUAUUUACUGUAUAUCUGUAUGCAUUCACCAAUCUUUCUAUCUCCUCCGAGUCAUUAUGUAGCAUGUUUAUACUAGUGUAUGUAUGCCUUUUGUAUGAAUAAAUAUCUUAUGUAUUUAA